Astrephomene gubernaculifera is the source of this 4480-nucleotide messenger RNA. The record is from the annotation of a GenBank genome assembly. Lineage: Eukaryota; Viridiplantae; Chlorophyta; Chlorophyceae; Chlamydomonadales; Astrephomenaceae.
AAAACCUCCCCAAACAAGUAAUUGUUCGUAUCUUUAGGUAGCGUAGCAUGCGCUCGCUUUACUUUUCUUCAGUUGCCAACAGCUUGACGCCUUGUGGCUUACGUUCACGUCGCACUCGGCACUUCUGCAUUCUAAGCAAUUACACCAGUGCUUGUCGGCGGUUGAAAUCGUCAGCGUCUGAGGAUGUUCCAGGACCUAGUGCGUUAGGAACCCUGGAAGUGGACCCUGAGGAAGCAUGGCAGCGGCUUAGCCUUGUUCAAAGACAGCUAAACGUUGCUGUGGCAGAUGAGGACUACACGCUGGCUGCUAGACUCCGCGACGAACAGAAGGUCCUGUCCGAGUGCCUGCCUCCCCUGCUGCAAUAUGCGCUGGGCCAGGUGGCCAAGCUGCGAUCUGGGUCGACGCAGGAACGAGUCCAAGCCAUCAAAAACCUAGGUGAAUCUGGCCAAUCUGCCGUACUUCCCGACUUGGCCGCCUGCCUGGCGGUUCCGGAGCUGCAGGAGGCGGCGGAGCGGGCCAUGUGGGCCUUAUUCAUGCAGGCGAGGGACCCCCGCGUCAACGAGCUGAUGGCAGAGGGAUGUUCGUACAUGCGCGCACCUGCCACGUACGACAAGGCCCUUGCCGCGUUUGACCGCAUGAUCCAGGUGCAGCCGUCCUUCGUGGAGGGUUACAACAAGCGUGCCACUGUGCUGUACCUGUUGGGGCGCUACGAGGAGGGCAUCGAGGAGUGCCGCAGAGUGCUGGACAUGCAGCCGUACCAUUUUGGCGCGGCAUCCGGUCUGGGUCUGUGUCUGCUGCAGCUGUCCCGCUAUGAGGGCGCGCUGGCGGCCUUCCGGGGGGCGCUCGCGAUCCAUCCGGGCAUGGACAACAUUCGGAGGUUCGUGGAGGACCUGAAGAGGCACGUGGAGGAGUCGGGGUCUGAAGGAGAGGAGGAUGGAGAGCAGGGAAAGAAAGGAGGGAGAAGCGAGGGAAGAGGGAAGGGUAGAAGGGAGGAGGAGAAGGGUGACGGUGGUGGGCAAGAGGGGGAGGAUGGUCGGUAAGAAGGGAAGAGGACGUGUCGGAGUGUAAAGCAGCCGACGACUCUACCAGCUGUCAUGAGCUGCUAUUAGCCAUUGAGACUUGCUGCAAUGUGGUGGCUUCUGUUAGAGAGAAAUAGACAUGAUGGGGACCUUUUUGUGCUCCGGGUAAUCAGGAUGGCGAGAGACCAGUCUGGACCUUAGCACUUUCAAGACGUUAGUUAGCGAGGAACUCGCUAGGUUGAAUCCUGAAGUUCAGUGCUCAAUUGCACCUUUGACCUAUCAUCGCGUACUAGCGAAAUUGGAACCGCCGUACGGUACAUAUUUGCAGCGCUGUCCCCUCCGCUUGCUGUUCGUGGUUUGCCUGUUAUAAGGCUUUCAAAGUGUAAUACGGAAUUAACAGGGAAAGACAUAAACUUGAAACUCCUUAUUUGAGCUGGCGCGCAAGCAGGUGUUGUGUACACUGUGGAGCCGUUCUGGUUCAUUGCUGGCAAGACCGGCAAGCGCUCGUAAUGUCUUCGUGGGUGUCUCUUCCAUAACAUAGAAGGUGUAACAUGGCUUAAGGUCCUUUGUGAACUUAGUUAACAACGUCGUACUGCUGGUUGAGGCAUGUCAAGGCGCCAACCUGCGGGGCGCACUGACCCCACCGGGCAUACCCGCAUUCCUGCCUCUAUCAAGACUUUCCUUACUCAGCUACCGGCCACGGUGGAGCGUCUACUGGGUCCGGCGCAGCUGAGCAGCAGCCAAACUAAUGGGUCACAAAUGACACCCGCCGCCUUAAGGAGCUUCCAUGUGCAAAUAGCAGCGCUUAAAGACUUCCAUCAGCUGCCGGGCGGCUUCGAAUCCUCUAACGCCGUGAUCGCUGCCGACAGAGCGAUUGGGGUGGCCGUACUGCGCUUGAUGGCCGCUGUGUAUCGGCUAAAGCCCACGGAGAUGCACCCGGACGGCUCAUCACCCCAGGGCUGGCUCCACUCCAGCAUCUGUGUCGCCUUCCAAACGCUUGUAGAUGCGGCCUUUCGAAGUAGCAGCCUGGAACACCCGCUGUGGUUUUCGCGCCAGAUUGUGCGCAUGGAGUGCCUACAAGCUUGUGCUCGCCAGCUGGACGCUGCGACUGGGCCUCUGCUGGCUUCCAUCAGCGCAAGCAACACGCAGGAGCAGCGAUUUGUGCAGUCUGACCAGGAAUGUCACAAACACGCAGAGCGAGCCAUUUGCACUGCCCUUACGCUUGUGACCUGCUUGGCGAACACAGCCCUCCACUGUGUGCUUCCAAAGCGGCCCUUGUCGGGAGACCUUUCCUACUGCCAGGAGUUGGUGGUUGGCCUGGACAACAGCUGCGUGCUGGAGCACCUGGGCCGGGCGCUUAUGGCCGUCAGCUCAGUCCCCAUGGACCUGACAGCUAAUCCUAACCGGCAUCCGGUCGCCUUGCCCGUCAUGUCAAAGCGUUUCUCUCUCGUUGUCGACAUGCUGGUUGACGUGCUGGAAGGCAUCAGCCGCGUGGCCUCCUUAACCAACGGCAUGCAUGCCGUGGGUAACCAGCUGCGAAAGGUGCUGUCCGGCAGCUGCCUUAGCCACGCAGUCAUCGUGCAUGGCCUGGCAGGGCUUUGCGCUCUGGACGGUGGCAGCUGGUACGGCCUGCCCUUAGACGUCCGGCGUUGCGCGACUCGCAGCGUGCUUGGGGCCGUGGAGCCUGUGCCGCAGCUGGUGCCAACGACUAUCAUGCGGGCAUUCGUGAAAGCGCUCUCCUUUUCCGUGCCCCGCCCUCUGCUCGCGGCUCCACCUCUUAGCAGACGUGCGGCUCUGCCGCUGGCGCUGCGGGCGUGUCACGCGGCGAUUGCUUCUCUUCAAGCUCCGGCGGCAUCUGCCGCAGCUUCAGGCGGUUUCCUCCAGGAUGGGUUGAAUGGUCGUCGCAGUGAAUUCCAGGAGAGGAGUGCAGGUGGUGUCGUCGGUAGCCUUGGAAAUGGGGCCGAGCGACAGCCACCCUCAUCUUCAUUGCAGGGCCCUGCAUCCACCACGCUGUGCAGCAUUGGCCCUGGCGGCGUUCUAGCCGUCGCCCUUGGUGCGCUGGGGGCUGCGCGGGGCCUUCGCAGCGGCGUCCCAGGGUCCGAGGUGUGGAUGGCCGAGGCGGAGGAGUGGUGGCGGAUGGUGGCGACAGUGGCGGGAGAUGGCCUGCAGGAGGCCGACGCUAAAGACCAAGAAGUUCUGGGACACCUUCUGGGAUGUGACUUUGAUGAAGAUUACCUCCCGUUGAGGUACGAGGCCCCGGACGACCUUACGGCGGCGCUGGCAGGCGGCCUUCUGCCCUGCCUCGAACGCCUGCUGCGACGGGCGGGGCAGUUGCCACUAGGCCCGGAGGCGGGUGUCCUGCGGAAGCUACUGGGAGGGGAUCCGGAAAGCUGCUCCGGCUACCUGGUAGCGCUGCUGGGGCACGGUGAUCAACGAGAGGCAGUUUCUCUGCUGGCAACCCUCGGGAAGCUGCUGCGUGUGGCCGAGGCGGCGUUCAGGAUGGCGAAAUCUGACUCGGCACCAUUUGCGUCAUCCGAUGAGGACGGGCUUGGAACGCCCAUCUGCAUUGUGCGGGCGGCGUGCUUGGGACUGAUAGGCCAGGUGGUGCCUAUGGAUGCUGGUAGGCAGCAGGAGGGGGAGUUGAGCCCGGUGGAUCAGUGGAUGCGGCUCCAGUCCUACGCAGCAGCUGCAUGGCUUCCGACGCUGUCGCGCAUCCUGCGGCAUACUGCGGAUCGAGUCUUGCAGGAGUUGCGUCGGCGGCCGGGAGGAUCCGUGCUUGAUAAGGCCAACGAGCAAAUGGUCUGGAUCCUAGUCAGCGCUGUCCUCGGGUGGCUGGAUCUCAUGUUGCAUCGUUUCUCACAGGACUUCGGAGUCGGCAGCCGCCAGAAGGCAAGAGCCGAGGCAUCCAACGGUGCUGCAGGCAAAUGGGACGAGGCGAGCGAAGGCGGCGAUGACGGCUGGCAGCAGUUUCUUUUGGAGGAGGUUCGUGUGGUGCCGCUGCUGGGCGCUAUCAUGCAUCUACUGCCGCUGCUUGCUGACUUGCCCACUGAAGCCCUGGACUCGCUGGCUACCUGCUGCUGCACUGUAGCUGGGGAAUGGCCGAAGCGGAUGCGGCUGGAGGCCCUGGUUGUUGUUGGUUCCGAGGAGGCGCAAUGCAGUGCCGACAUCCUGCUCUGGCGGCCAGCCCUCCUUGCAGCCAUUCCGAAACUCCAGGCGAAGCGGGUGCACACGGCUGGGGUAAAGCUGCUGGCCAGACGGCUGGAGGCGUGGCGUGCUGGUGAGUGGUUUGCGGACGAGGACGAGAGUGGUGCCUCGGAGCUGUUGCAGCUGGCUGUCGCGUCGACACGGCCUUUGUUUGCAAGGAAACGGCUGGCGCUGUCGACGGCUUUGGCGCCGCCUGCUCGCGUCGCUCGCAUGCUACGGACGUGCGGCUACCCUGGCUGCACCAACCUGGCGGGGGA